This is a messenger RNA of Trematomus bernacchii (emerald rockcod), 5437 nucleotides long. RefSeq names its product metabotropic glutamate receptor 4-like. The transcript is spliced from 10 exons. The record is from RefSeq and is a predicted model, not a curated record. Gene Ontology annotation, molecular function: adenylate cyclase inhibiting G protein-coupled glutamate receptor activity. Bases 1 to 2739 code for a protein of 912 amino acids. Lineage: Eukaryota; Metazoa; Chordata; Actinopteri; Perciformes; Nototheniidae. Gene Ontology annotation, cellular component: membrane. Gene Ontology annotation, biological process: G protein-coupled glutamate receptor signaling pathway; regulation of synaptic transmission, glutamatergic.
AUGACUCUGCGAGGAGGCUUUGAGAGAGCGUGGAUUGGCUGCUGCCGGGUGUUGCUGCUGGCUUGUUAUAUCACCAUCGCCUUGGCAGCCAAACCCAAAAUGCCAGGCCACACACACCUUAAUUCAAUACGCAUUGAUGGGGACAUAUCUCUGGGUGGGCUGUUCCCUGUGCAUGCUAGAGGAAAUGAUGGCAAAGCCUGUGGGGAGCUGAAGAAGGAGAAAGGGAUCCACAGGCUGGAGGCCAUGUUAUUUGCCCUGGAUCGUAUCAAUAAUGACAAUGAGCUGCUGCCUAAUAUCACUCUGGGGGCUCGCAUCCUUGAUACCUGCUCCCGGGACACCCAUGCUCUGGAGCAGUCGCUGACAUUUGUCCAGGCCCUGAUUGAGAAAGACUCAACUGAUGUCAAGUGUCUCAGCGGCGGACCGCCCAUCAUCACUAAGCCUGAGAGAGUGGUGGGAGUGAUUGGUGCCUCCGCCAGCUCCGUGUCAAUCAUGGUAGCCAACAUUUUGCGUCUCUUCAAGAUCCCUCAGGUGAGCUACGCCUCCACAGCUCCAGAGCUAAGUGACAACACCCGCUACGACUUCUUCUCCCGUGUGGUGCCCCCGGACACGUACCAGGCCCAGGCCAUGGUGGACAUCGUGAAAGCCAUGCGCUGGAACUACGUCUCCACUGUGGCCUCCGAGGGAAACUAUGGAGAAAGUGGAGUGGACGCUUUUAUCCAAAAGUCUCGGGAGGAUGGUGGUCUGUGCAUUUCUCAGUCUGUGAAAAUACCCCGAGAACCGAGACCUGGAGAGUUUGACAAGAUCAUUCGCCGGCUGAGUGAGAACCCUAACGCCAGAGUGGUCAUUAUCUUUGCCAACGAGGACGACAUCCGGCGGCUCCUCCAAGCAGCGAAAAAGGCGAAUCAAACCGGCCAUUUCAUCUGGGUAGGUUCAGACAGCUGGGGCUCCAAAAUCUCCCCCAUAUUGAACCAGGAAGAGAUGGCAGAAGGAGCCGUCACUAUCCUCCCCAAACGGCAGUCCAUAAAAGGUUUCGAUCGCUACUUCAUCAGCCGAACAUUAGAGAAUAAUAGAAGGAACAUCUGGUUUGCAGAGUUCUGGGAAAAUAACUUCCAAUGCAAGCUCAGCCGGCACGCCGUGAAGAAAGGAUCUGGCAUCAAGAAAUGCACAAACCAUGAGCGGAUCGGGAAGGACUCAUCCUACGAACAAGAGGGGAAGGUUCAGUUUGUGAUUGACGCGAUCUAUGCCAUGGCUCAUGCUCUACAUAACAUGCACAAAGACCUCUGCCCUGGGAAAGUCGGCCUUUGCUCAAAGAUGGAAUCCAUCAACGGCACUCUGCUGCUCAAGUACAUCCGCAACGUCAACUUCACAGGAAUUGCUGGCACCCCGGUGAUCUUUAACGUGAACGGAGAUGCUCCUGGACGCUAUGAAAUCUACCAAUACCAGAUCACAAACAACAUGACAGAGUACAAGAUCAUCGGUCACUGGACAGACCAGCUCUACUUAGACACGGAUGAGAUGCAGUGGCCUGGUGCAUCACAGGAAGUCCCGUCCUCUAUCUGCAGCCAGCCCUGCCGCCUCGGGCAGCGCAAGAAGACGGUGAAGGGAAUCCCCUGUUGUUGGCACUGUGAGAACUGUGAUGGCUACCAGUAUCAGGCAGACACUUACACCUGCAAGAUGUGCCGCUUCGAUUUGCGGCCUAAUGCAAACAACACUGGCUGCGAUCCCAUUCCCAUUGUCAAGCUGGAGUGGAGCUCUCCGUGGGCGGUGAUCCCAGUCCUCAUCGCCGUCCUGGGCAUCAUGGCUACCCUGUUCGUGGUCGUCUCCUUUGUACGCUACAAUGACACACCCAUUGUUAGGGCAUCGGGUCGAGAGCUGAGCUACGUGCUGCUGACGGGUAUUUUCCUCUGCUAUGCUACAACAUUCCUCAUGAUCUCCACUCCUGAUGUGGUUAUAUGCUCCCUGCGAAGGAUUUUCCUCGGCCUGGGUAUGAGUAUAAGCUACGCGGCAUUGCUAACCAAGACAAACCGGAUCUACAGGAUUUUUGAGCAGGGCAAGAUGUCGGUCAGUGCCCCUCGAUUCAUCUCCCCCGCCUCGCAGUUAGUCAUCACGUUCAGCCUGAUAUCAUUUCAGCUCCUCGGAGUGUGCAUCUGGUUCGGUGUCGACCCGUCGCAAGCCAUCAUCGACUAUGAGGAUCAGCGUACAUCCAAUCCUAAAAUUGCCCGUGGUGUUCUGAAAUGUGACAUAUCAGACCUCUCCCUCAUCUGCCUGCUGGGUUACAGCAUGCUGCUCAUGGUCACCUGCACAGUUUACGCCAUCAAGACCAGAGGUGUUCCCGAGACGUUCAACGAGGCCAAGCCCAUCGGCUUCACCAUGUACACCACCUGCAUCGUAUGGCUUGCCUUCAUCCCCAUCUUCUUUGGGACCUCACAAUCAGCAGAAAAGAUGUAUAUCCAGACCACAACCCUGACCAUCUCUGUCAGCCUCAGUGCGUCGGUCUCUCUAGGAAUGCUCUACAUGCCGAAGGUCUACGUCAUUCUCUUCCACCCGGAGCAGAACGUACCCAAGCGCAAGCGCAGCCUGAAGGCUGUGGUCACUGCAGCCACCAUGUCCAACAAGUUCAACCCCAAAGGAGGCCUGAGGCCCAACGGAGAGGCCAAAUCCGAGCUCUGUGAAAGUCUUGAAACACAAGCGCUGGCUUCCAAGCAGACAUACAUAAGCUACAGUAACCAUGCCAUCUAAGCCGGAAAAGGAACAGAGGAAGCGGAGCCAGGGCCAGCCUGAGGAGGAAUCACCUGAUUGUGGGGAAUACUGGGGAUAUACUGGAGGACUUCCAAGCUGCUACAGCAGAGGAGGGCUGGGGUGGAAAGAUGGGAAUUUGUCACUCCAUGAAUAGAAAAGAUGUCAUAUUUUUCGAGAGCAUCAGGUAAAAUGCUUGAAUGCCAAAUGGUUGAGAAAUUAGGGGAUUUACAGAGAUGAGAGAGAUGGGAGAUGUUAGGGUGAUUGGACAGUUAAUUUUCCUCUUCCCACCCUUUCUCAAACACAAGUGAGCGUUGAACAGUGUGACGUUUCCAGAUGCAGGCUAGGAGCAAACCACCUGGAGUCUACAGUAUGUUUUCCUUCUGAAGUGUAAAGCACACAAUUUCAGUUCAGAUCUCUGAGGCUCAAUCUUUUUGUCUCAUUUUAACAAAGACGGGGAGAAAAAAGCGUUCUGUUUUAGCUCAAGUCAAAUGCAGUCGACAAGAUGAAACAGUAAAAAAAUAUAGUCAUUAUUUUGGUUACCGGUAUUAUUAAAGCUGCAGUACUCUUCAAAUGGUACAUGCCUUACUACAGUACAUUCAGUAUUCCUACAUGAUCUUAUCUUAUCUGAAACACCUGAAAAUAAAGCAGUGGGUCAUCCCAGUUUAUCUUUUUUUUUUUAAAUAAAUGUUUCAUAAUGAUGAUGAUGAUGAUGCUAACAUCAUCUUGGCAAACCUAGUGUACAGUCCCAGAGCAUGCUUAUGGGAGCAUCACGUGUACUGUGCUGUGUUGUCAAUGUCUUUGGAAUGCAACAUUUGUCAUGGUUGUCAUUCACAGUGGAGAUGUCAUUUUGGACCAUUACCCACAACUGGGUUACCCUCCUCUGAAUAAAGAAUCAUUUUUAUGCAUAAAAAGGAGUGAAGCUCAAAGCAAAUUGCCAUUAAAUAAUGUCAUAGUUUACAGUACAAUCCAUAAACGUCAGCCAGUACUUCAAGACUUGUUGAAGCAAACAUCCCAGCAUCCCAUAAUUUAUUGGCCUUUAUUUAUCACGCACUUGUUGAAGCCUUAGUAAAAAAAAAUGUGAGCAGCUGGAAGAUUGUGAGAAAUUCAUGUUUCCCCAUUUGUUAAACUUACAGUCCAGCAGACAUUAGAUGUAAUACUUCACCUAAAGGAACACUUCCUUCUUAAAAUACUCACCUACUCGUGUUUCCAUAUUAUGCUUCAUUUUCUAUGAUUGUAAUUUAGAGAUAUAGCAUUUUUUUUUAAUAUAAUUUGGUAUUGCAGUGGAGCUAGAAUAUAUACAUCACUUGGUUUGUAAAGGAAUCAGUCCCCAGAUAUAUCAUUUCUAAAGCGUGGUGUUAUGAUUAUAUAGGUUCCAUAGUAGAGUAUUACACGGGGACCUCCUAUGAUUUGUGAUAAAUGAACUUUUAAUCUGUAUUCUUUGCAAAGGAUUGUUUUGCUUUUCUGGGUCAUGAAUUUUGAAGCUCCAGUGGGAAUGAAUAAUAAGAGUUUUAAUAGUAUUUUGGGCACAAAAUUAGCCUCACGCAGCUACUCAGCAUGGAGACCCAUUUGGAGAAGGUGUAAGCUCAGUCCCCUCUAACGGCAUAAAUGUUCAAAGGUAAUUAGGUGGAUGACAGGCAUAGCAUUUCCUAAGUAGUGCUGUACCUUUCAACAGACCCAAUACAAUCUCUGUAGAGCCAGCACUUUAGCUAGAGAAAAGUAUUUUGGUUAUUGCCGGACUACAUAUACAUAUGAAUACAUUCGAAACAUAAUUAAGCUAAAGUGGAAUUUGUCUCCAUGAACUUAAAAUACUUUUUGAAAGCUUUGAGUUUUUAAUGUAUUUAUCUUUUGAUUUGUACACAGUUGCUGCUCAUUCUUCUAGCAUUAAUUGAUUUUUAAAGUGACAACCUCACAUUUUAGAAGAUUUAACUGCUCGAUAAAUAAGGGCCAACGCCUUCGUUCUGUGCCUCAUACCCAUUCAAUUCCUCCUGCCAUUCUUUCCACGGAUCAUGGUGUCGUUUGCUUUGCAACCGUCACCUUUCAAGUGGAUUCUGUUCAAACAUGAGGUGGAGAGGACUCAAUGUACAAUUUAUAUUUAAGUGUGUAAACUCCAUUUCUGUCUGCAGUCUCUAAAGUAUUUGUCAUAAACAGUAACUCUGGAAUUUGUCUCAUUAAUGUAAUCCUCAGCGAUGCAAAAAUAUGUAUGUUGCAUGUCAAAUCUCAUAAGAAGUCGUGUGAACAACUCGAGAGAAAAGGUGUAAUGUCCAGAAGGAAAAACGACUGCAGAGGAUUAUAAAUGUAACUAAUAUUUUUGGGUUAAAUAAUGAUUCUCUCAGCUUCAUCAAAUGUCUGGGGUGUUGCUGCAAAUGUUGUUUUUCUCAUCAGUUGAUAAAGUAUUGUUUGUGGAAUUGUUUGUGUUUUGUGAAUAUGAUAAUUUAAUGCUCUUUUUUUGCCACAACCCCCCUCCCUCCCCUUUAUUUUUCUAAAACACUUGUCUGUGUUACAAAAUAGAAUAUGUAAGUGCUGACUGAAAUUAAGUGGCAAGUUAAUGUACGUUAGUAAAAUGGAUUGAUCAUGUCUGCUUUAUGUACUGAAUUAUAAAAAAAAGAAUUACAGUGCCUGGAUAUUUAUGAAUCAUCUAUAGAAAAAAAAAAUGUAAAUGUGUAGAGCAUGUUCAUUUUUAUACAAGAUAUUUCUAAUA